This is a messenger RNA of Gloeophyllum trabeum ATCC 11539, 771 nucleotides long. RefSeq lists its product as uncharacterized. The record is from RefSeq and is a predicted model, not a curated record. Bases 19 to 687 code for a protein of 222 amino acids. The transcript is spliced from 7 exons. Lineage: Eukaryota; Fungi; Basidiomycota; Agaricomycetes; Gloeophyllales; Gloeophyllaceae.
CAUCCACCAGCACCAGCCAUGUACUCCGCGCUCGUCCUCGCUAUCGCCGCCGGCUGCGCUUCCGCGCUCACCCUGCAGAAGCGCGCCGUGGACUUCUACGCGCCCACGGCGGGCGGCGGGUCCGAGCUCGACAAUGCGGGCGACGGGUACGGCGAGCCGCUGAACAUCAUCAUCUCCGGCUUGAGCUCGCCCGCGGUGCUCACUGACGACGGGUUCAUGAACUUUGCGCACGCGCUGGGGUACUCGGAGGAGUGUCUCGAUCUCCAUGCGGGCGGCGCGCAGAGCGCAAAUCUUGGCGACGGGAAUGGGUGGGUGGACCAGCUUAUUGAGAUCCGCGAGGAUUAUGGGAGCACGGCGGUUGGUACCUGCCUCGAGAGUCUGGUCGGGGGGAACCAUUUCCGAGUGUGGCGCCAGAAUGGAAGCCUGGCGGAUAGCGGGGCGUUAUUCCUAGCAGUAUCGAAGGAAGAGGACGUCUUCGAAAGCCACACGAUCGUGCCGGACGGGUACGAUAUCGGGCGGAAUCUCCUCGCCCAAGCGGCGGUAGGCACGACGAGCUACGGCGGGGUCACGUACAGCACGACCGCGCGGAACGUCACGGGGCUCAUCGCGCCCGGCUCGGACGGGGUGAACCACGGGAUCGCGCAGGAUGGCAUCGUGACCGUGUUGACGGUGGAGAUCGUCUCGUGAUGGGGCCCGGCCGGAGGUUUGUGCUUGUAUAGCGUUGGUUAUGUCGCUGUCGUUGUUUCUGAGGUAUAUCGACUAUGGGUGUGG